CGCCUUGCGCUGCCAGCGCGGCCGAGGACGAUGCCCUAGGCCGUCCCGGUCCGGGGGCAGCCCUGCGGCGGCGUUGAGAUGCGGAGAUGCUUUGCCAGAGACCAGUGAUCUCUGCCAGAGACAGCCCAAAAAGAGGCCUACAAACCCCAGCGCUCCGAAUACGUGAGCGCACGCGCGCGUUAUAAUAUGAUCCUCACGCAGUGCGCCGUCUGCGCCACCGAGCUUGGCUUAUCCUUGGGCAAGAAAUGCGGCCGCUGCAGCACGCGCUACUGCGGCGCCGAGUGCCAGAAACAACACUGGGAAGAGGGUGGUCACGACAAGCUCUGCAAGAAAAUCAAAAAGGCUGGUGGCGCGGAACAAUUUCAUGCCAAUAAGAGAUACACGGAGACCGUCGCGGUCGCGGUCGAGAAAUGCGCGGACGAUACGAAGGGGCAGACGUGCUACAUCUGCACGCAAGCCUUGCAUUGGAAAACGAAGGAGGGCCUCGUGCGCGGGUGUUCGUGCCGCGGGACGGCGGGCUUCGCGCAUGUGUCGUGUUUGGCGGAGCAGGCGAAGAUUUUGCUCGCGGAGGCGUUGGAGAACAAUUUGGGCGACAAGACGCUCGACGAGAGAUGGUGCCGGUGGCACUCGUGUAGCCUGUGCGAGCAAAAUUACCAUGGCGUCGUGACGUGUGCCCUCGGGUGGGCGUGCUGGAAGACGUACCUGGGUCGGCCGGAGGAUGACUGGGCUCGGGGCGCGGCGAUGACGCGUCUCGGGAACGGUUUACACGACGCAGAACACCACGAGGACGCGUUGGCCGUGAGAGAGGCCGAGUUCUCUAUCACGCGGCGCGUUGGCGCAUCAGGAAUUGAUAUUCUUGUCUCGCAGACAAAUCUUGCGAACUCGUAUCAUGCGCUAGGGCGGAUGGAACAGGCCCUACAGCUCGAACGGGGCGUAUACUAUGAUUCAUUGAGGCUAUUGGGCGAAGAAGAUGGUGAUACAAUCCGAUCAGCCAACAACUACGCAUCGAGCCUUGUUGAUCUACAACGCUUCGAAGAGGCCAAGUCGCUGCUGCGCAAGACGAUACCCGUGGCCCGACGCGUUCUCGGAGAUGAUAAUAUCCUCACACUCAAGAUGAGGUGGUAUUACGCGGGAGCGCUCUACACUGACCCCGGCGCCACGCUCGACGAUCUCCGCGAGGCCGUGACGACGCUCGAGGACACGGAACGGACCGCGCGUCGCGUGCUUGGCGGCGCGCACCCGACCACAAGUGAGAUCGAGAUGUCCCUGCGGCAUGCGCGAGCCGCGCUCCGCGCCCACGAAACGCCGCCGCCGCGCGCCGACGCCACCGACGCAAGGGGCGAUUGAUUUUAGUUAACAACA
This is a messenger RNA of Pelagomonas calceolata, 1362 nucleotides long. The record is from the annotation of a GenBank genome assembly. Lineage: Eukaryota; Pelagophyceae; Pelagomonadales; Pelagomonadaceae.